This is a messenger RNA of Camellia sinensis, 594 nucleotides long. NCBI's taxonomy places the organism in Eukaryota, Viridiplantae, Streptophyta, Magnoliopsida, Ericales, Theaceae. The record is from RefSeq and is a predicted model, not a curated record.
AUGACGAAAGAAUUGGUCCGCAAGAGCAAAGAGGCUGCUGGUUUCCUUGCCUCCCUUAAUAAUGCCGAGGCAAAAAUGAAGAUGCUGCUAGAUCAAGCCGAGGCUGCCAAAAAAGCUCAAGACCAAGCCGAGGAGAAGGCGGAGGCUACCGAGGCUGUGGCAGAAGUUUUCAAAGCCCAGGUGAAGGAGGUUGAAGCAAAAACUGCCGAAGCCCAAGCAAAGCUUCGAGAUGCCUUAGCCACGAAGGAGGCCGAAAUCAAAGCCGCUGAUGAGAAGGCUUUCUCGGAAGGGCAGGCUGCUGUCUCUCCCAACAAUUCUGAGGACAAAGCCGAAGAUGAGGACCCCGAGGCUGAUGACGCUGACAAAGGGGAGGCUGCGAUUGGGGUCAAGUCCCCUACUCUAAAUGAGCAAGUCUUGGACUUCACUCAAGAUGAUGAGGACGAGAUCUCCAAAAGCACCUCUCCUAAGAAGGCGACAACUGAGGCCGAAGUCCAAGCAGUCGAGAAGAGCUUGGAUCAGACUCUAUUUGAGAUAGAUGCUGAGAUAGCGACAGAGAAGGAAUCCUUACUGCCAACCGAGGCACAACGCCAAUAG